GGACACAUCAGAUCCAAGUUCAGGAGGAGUGUCAGAGAUAGAACCCAAAGACUAUGCGUGUGUAGCUGGAACUGGAGGCAUUCUUCUUGGUGUGAUAUCAGAGUGACAUUCCACAAAGCAGCAUGAAGCUGUACAUCAUAGCAGCUGCCUGUCUGGCAGUGGUGAGCUGUGCCAGCAUAUCUCUGGAGGACCUGGAGUUCCAUGCUUGGAAACUCAAGUUUGGCAAGGUCUACCAAACCGUUGAGGAGGAGGCGUAUCGUAAAGACAUCUGGCUGUCCAGCCGUCGCAGGGUCCUGGCCCACAACAUCCUGGCUGAUCAGGGCAUCCACACCUACCGCAUGGGCAUGAACCACCUCUCAGACAUGACUGCAGAAGAAUAUGGCCAUCUCCUGGGUGACCUGACUCCUCUCAAUGUCACCAUACCCCCUCCUGAGGACCCUGUGAUGACCCUCAAGCCCCAAGCGGACUCCCCUCAACCGCUGCCUGAGUCUAUGGACUGGAGGAAAACUAACUGUGUGACUAACGUUAAAGACCAAGGCUACUGUGGAUCCUGCUGGGCCUUCAGUGCUACAGGUGCACUGGAGUCCCAUAUCUGCAUCAAAUAUCGUCGACUCUACUCUCUGAGUGAACAGCAGCUGGUGGACUGCAGUGGGAAGUAUGGAAACAAGGGCUGCGAUGGUGGGUACAAGGACAGAGCUUUCCAGUAUGUGAAAGACAACGGAGGGAUAGACUAUGAAGUAUACUAUCCUUAUGAGGCACGGGAUUCAACCUGCCGUUUUAAAUCUCGGUACAUUGGUGCCUACUGCCGAGGAUAUCAACGGCUGGCCUACAACAAUGAGCGUGCGUUGCAAGUGGCCCUGGCAAAGAUCGGUCCAGUGUCUGUUUCUGUGGAUGCCAGCCGUGACUCUUUCAUGCGCUACUCAUCUGGAGUGUACAAUGAUCCUGCAUGUAGCAGCUCGAAGACAGAUCAUGCCAUGCUGGCUGUGGGCUACGGCACUGAAAAUGGCCAAGAGUACUGGCUGGUGAAGAACAGUUGGGGUGUUGGCUGGGGAGAGAAAGGCUACAUCAAGAUGGCCAGGAACAAGAGGAACCAGUGCUGCAUCGCCUGCAAACCAGUUUACCCUCUAGUCUAGUCUAGUAGUCUAGUAGUCUAGUAGUCUAGUCUGACCAGGGGUCAGAGGGCAGGGAGACAGCAUUACUCACAGCAGUUAUGCUAGGACAUUUUGGAUGCCAGGUAAUCAUUCAGCCAAAAAAUCACAAGGUUAAAUUUGGA
This is a messenger RNA of Engraulis encrasicolus (European anchovy), 1273 nucleotides long. RefSeq names its product procathepsin L-like. Gene Ontology annotation, cellular component: lysosome. The transcript is spliced from 8 exons. The record is from RefSeq and is a predicted model, not a curated record. Gene Ontology annotation, biological process: immune response; positive regulation of peptidase activity; positive regulation of apoptotic signaling pathway. The coding region runs from base 123 to 1133 and encodes 336 amino acids. Lineage: Eukaryota; Metazoa; Chordata; Actinopteri; Clupeiformes; Engraulidae. Gene Ontology annotation, molecular function: cysteine-type endopeptidase activity; cysteine-type endopeptidase activator activity involved in apoptotic process.